Molecule: messenger RNA, 1380 nt
Organism: Kalmanozyma brasiliensis GHG001
Lineage: Eukaryota; Fungi; Basidiomycota; Ustilaginomycetes; Ustilaginales
Product: CDP-alcohol phosphatidyltransferase
Exons: 1
Coding region: 1-1380 (459 amino acids)
Biological process (GO): phospholipid biosynthetic process
Cellular component (GO): membrane
Molecular function (GO): phosphotransferase activity, for other substituted phosphate groups
Source: RefSeq, a predicted model, not a curated record
AUGCUAGACUACAUCCCCAAAUCGCGGGUCAACAACCUGCACCUCUACAAGUACAGCGGAACCGACAAGUCGCUCGUCUCCAAGUACAUCCUCGGUCCCUACUGGAACUGGCUUGUCGAGCUCUUUCCCAAAUCGGUCGCGCCCAACACCAUCACUCUGUCCGGUCUAUUGCUCGUAUUCAUCAACUUUGCAACGCUCGCCUAUGUCGACCCGGGUCUCGAAUGCGCUACGCAGCUCAAGCUUUCGUCCACCGCACACACUCUGGCGCUCAACAAAGCAUUCCCCUCCGAUGCGUCGCUGCUACCUGUUCACCCGCUCUUUUCCAACUUUGGCAUCCCCGGUGCUGCGGCCAAGAUCGAUUUCGCCCCCCGCUCAGACACGGCGGGUCGAUGUCUCCCACCAUGGGUCUUCUACACCUGGGCCCUCUGCCUGUUCGCAUACCAGAGCCUCGAUGCCAUUGACGGCAAGCAAGCGCGUCGAACCGGCAUGGCCGGUCCCCUCGGUGAGAUGUUCGACCACGGCUGCGAUGCCAUCAACACCACGCUCGAAUGUGUGCUCUGCUGUGUAGCGCUCAAUUUGGGUCGCUCAGUCUGGGCGCCCGCCUCGCUCGUUGCCACCCUCGCCAAUUUCUAUUUGACGACGUGGGAGGAGUUUCACACGGGUACGCUGUUCUUGUCCGCCUUCAGUGGACCGGUGGAGGGCAUUCUGAUGAUCGUGGGUAUCUAUGCGGUGACUGGGUUGGUGGGCGGACCGCUGUUCUGGGAUCGAGGCAUACUCAAUGUGACUGGUCUCGCAAAGAUCGAUGCGGUAAAGGACAAUUUGGGACGAUUCAAUCUGCCGUUGAACGACGCGUUCUUGGCCUUCGCCUGCGUAGGGUUGCUAUUCAACAUCGCCGGGUCGUACUCGAACGUCGUUGCUGCACGCAAGUCGCGCAACCAGUCCACAUUGACCCCGCUCCUGGGGUUGACGCCGUUGAUCGCCCAAAUCACCGCCAACAUCUUCUGGAUCCGCGCCAACCGCUCGUUCAUCCUCGCCGAUCCCCGUGCACUGCUGCCCUUCCUCUCGUACUGGGGCAUCACCUUCGCCUACAACGUAGGCCUGCUCAUCGUCGCCCACGUCACCAAGGCGCCCUUUCCCUAUUGGAACAUCGGCAUUCUCUGGUCCGUGGUGUUCGCUAUCGAUGCAAACCUGCCAACGAGCUACCUCCAGACGGAUCCCGAGACCCAGCUCAAGGUCAUUUACGCUAGUUUGGCGUUUGCGGCAGUGCUGUACGUGCAUUUUUGUCAUAAUGUGAUUACGACGAUCACGGAGGAGUUGGGCAUGGCGUGCUUCGUCGUUAGACCGCCGACCAAGUUGAAGCCGCCCAAGAAGAGGCAGUAG